Messenger RNA from Paraphaeosphaeria sporulosa, 1779 nucleotides. Its product is annotated as MFS general substrate transporter. The coding region runs from base 100 to 1779 and encodes 559 amino acids. The transcript is spliced from 3 exons. The record is from RefSeq and is a predicted model, not a curated record. Gene Ontology annotation, biological process: transmembrane transport. NCBI's taxonomy places the organism in Eukaryota, Fungi, Ascomycota, Dothideomycetes, Pleosporales, Didymosphaeriaceae. Gene Ontology annotation, molecular function: transmembrane transporter activity.
GUGAAGUACUUGUUUGUGCUUGUUUCUAAUCUCUAAGUCUUCAAGCACGACAAGAGGCACGGCCAGCUUCCUAGUGUCUAUCCUACCGACUUCUCCAACAUGUUCAACCAACGUCAAGACGACAUGGAGAAGUCCCCCAGCCGCGAGGACAUGACAACCGACUCAGGCCAGACCCCCAUAAACACCAAUGGCGAGCAAAAAGAAUCCAAGCGAGCCAUACGAGGCAUCCGCUGGUUUCUCGUCUGCGUCUCCAUCUUCUCCGCGAACCUUCUCUACGGCCUGGACACGACAAUUGUAGCCGACAUCCAAGCUCCCAUCUCCGACACGUUCCAAAAUGUUGCUCAGCUCGGUUGGCUCGGCAUCGGCUUCACUCUGGGAUCCACCGUCUUCAUUCUCCCCCUCGGCAAAGCCUUUGGCACGUUCGAUAACAAAUGGGUCUUCAUCGCCUGCCUGAUGAAUUUCGCAGCCGCCAGCGCAUUAUGCGGAGCCGCCCCUAACAUGGAUGCCAUGAUCGUGGGACGAGUAUGGGCUGGUGCUGGGGGCGCGGGGAUGUAUCUGGGAACACUGAAUCUUUCCACGGUAUUGAGCCAGCCUAAAGAGCAGGGACUUUACGUUGGCGUUACCGGAUUCGUUUACGGUAGCGGAUGCAUUCUAGGACCAGUCGUCGGGGGUCUCUUAGCCGAUAGCGCAGCGACAUGGAGAUGGGCAUUCUAUCUGAACUUGGUCAUAUUCGCUGUGGCCUCCCCCAUCUAUUUCUUCCUCCUCCCGUCCGUCCCGCGCAAGCAAGAAAUGACCAUUUCCGAAAAAGUCAAAUCCAUGGACUGGCUCGGCAUCCUCCUCUGCGCCACCAUGUUCUCCUGCUUCACCGUGGCCUUCACAUUCGGCGGCAUCCUUUGGGACUGGAACCACGGCCGCACAAUCGCGCUCAUAGUCGUCUUCGCCGUCACCGCCGUCGCCUUCGCCGUAACCCAGUACCACUCCGUUCUCACCAACGAAGACAACCGCCUCUUCCCAUGCGAGUUCCUGCGAAACCCGCAACUGAUUCUUCUCUACGUCAUCAUGUCGUGCAGCGGAUCCGCCCUCUUCAUCUCCAUCUACUACAUCCCGCUAUACUACCUCUUCGUCGACGGAGACACCGGAACGGAAGCCGCAGUCCGACUGCUCCCGUAUAUCUGUUUCUACGUAGUCAGCGUACUCAUCUGCGGGGCAUUCAUGGCAAAAGUCGGAUACCACAUGAUGUGGUUCAUCUUCAGCGGCCUGGUUUUGACGGCGGGCGGCGCGGCAAUGUACACCGUACAGGCUCACACUUCCAACACGAAUAUCGCCGGCUACACGGUCCUUCUAGGCCUGGGCAUGACGUGCAGUCAGGCACCAUACGCAGUCGGCCAUCUCCUCGUUCCGGCGAAGAGGGAACCCGAACUUAUUCAGUACAUCAAUAUCUCCCAAGGAUCCAGCCAAUUGAUUGGUCUUGUGGUCGCUAGCGCUAUUUUCCAAGGUCUCGCCUUCAACGGCAUGAAAAAUGUGCUGGGCCCGGGGUACAUGGAUGAGGAGGUUCGGGGUGCAAUCGCCGGUGCGCGCAGUGCUGUGCUCGAACGUGUCACUCCAGAAGUCCAUGCCCAGGCCGUUGAUGUUAUCGUCGAUGCUAUCAGCAACAUUUGGCUUCUGGUUGUUGCUGCUGGUGUGCUUUGGACCGUUUGCUCGUUCUUCCUCACUCGUGCCCGAUUCUUGACGUCUAAGGGUGAGGAUUCGGGUGGAGCGGGCAUGGAGUCUGAGGGGUAG